Scomber japonicus (chub mackerel) is the source of this 1847-nucleotide messenger RNA. RefSeq names its product growth factor independent 1A transcription repressor b (gene gfi1ab). Gene Ontology annotation, cellular component: nucleus. The coding region runs from base 101 to 1258 and encodes 385 amino acids. Lineage: Eukaryota; Metazoa; Chordata; Actinopteri; Scombriformes; Scombridae. The record is from RefSeq and is a predicted model, not a curated record. The transcript has 6 exons.
GUGGAGAUCAAAUCUUUGCGGGGUUCAGAUCGCGCAGCUCCUCUGCACACUCACUCAGACGGAUUAUUUCUCACAGAUUUGUAUUGUGCACAGCUCAAAGAUGCCUCGCUCCUUUCUGGUGAAGAGUAAGAAAGCGCACAGUUACCACCAGCCCCGCAGUUUAGAGGAUGACCACAACCGGCUGGACACUAUACUGGCACAAAUAUGCUCAGACGCAGAGAAGCUCCCAGAGGAGGCGGACCUGUGUGUGGAUCUGUCUGUGGACAGGUACGGGUUCUCUCCAGACUCUCACCUGGCUGAUACUGCUCAUUUCUCCCCAAAGUCUCCUCUGAGCUGCGCCGACAGUCUGUGCGUUCGAUCCCCGGACUACGAAGACUUCUGGAGGCCUCCGUCCCCCUCUGCAUCACCGGUUGAUUCGGAGAAAUCGCUGUCCCCUCUGGUGGAUGACAUCCAGCCCUUCACCGUCCCCUUCCGGCCCUAUGCGUGGAGCAGCUUCACGGGGCCCGGGCUGAGGUCCUUGGUGCAGCAGGGCCUCCAUCCGGGCGUGGAGGUGGACACUGGCCCGGCGGCUAUUCCCUUUUAUGGGGACAGGAGCUCCCUGUACACGGAGCAGGCUCUGGGAGAGGAGACCUACAGGAGGCAAGCUGCUGCUGCUGCUCUGCUGUUUCCUGAGAGAAGACUGCAUGGAAAAAACCAAGAAGUGAAGGCCUCGUCUAACCUGCUGUGCUCCAGUCUGAUCCUGAAUGGUGCUUAUAAGUGUGUGGAGUGUAGUAAGGUGUUCUCCACUCCGCACGGUCUGGAAGUGCACGUCCGCAGGUCUCACAGUGGCACUCGGCCGUUCGCGUGUGAAAUCUGCGGCAAAACGUUCGGACACGCAGUGAGCCUGGAGCAGCACAAAGCCGUGCACUCGCAGGAAAGAAGUUUCGACUGCAAAAUAUGUGGUAAAAGUUUUAAGAGGUCGUCAACCCUGUCGACGCACCUCCUCAUCCACUCUGACACCCGGCCCUACCCGUGUCAGUACUGCGGCAAGAGGUUCCACCAGAAGUCAGACAUGAAGAAACACACGUUCAUUCACACAGGUGAGAAGCCUCAUAAGUGCCAGGUGUGUGGGAAAGCGUUCAGCCAGAGUUCCAACCUCAUCACACACAGCCGGAAACACACCGGAUACAAACCUUUCGGCUGUGACAUGUGCGGGAAAGGCUUCCAGAGAAAAGUAGAUCUGCGGAGGCACAAAGAGACGCAGCACGGAAUCAAAUGAAGCGCAGAGCGUCAAUUUGAUGGACACGAACCGCGCCUUUCACCGCACACAUCAUGUCAUAUAAUCUGAGUCUUUAUUUUUUAAAAUAGAGAGAGACAUAUGAGACAUUUCGCUUGAGGACAUUUUUUUGGAUCCACUUUUAGCUUCAUAAAAACCUCAUAUAUGAAAGUGCAUUGGAUAUAUAGAGCUUUAUAAUUUAUUAUAGCCUAAUAAUGUAUUACCUACUGACUUGUUUGCAGUGUGGAGACCAUCAACACUACUUCUACUAACCUUCUGCAGAUCGUUCCAACGGUCCACAGACCCAGAGAUAAGCUGUGAACUGUCAAACAUGCAGAUCAGAUAGGAUGAAGCGUGAUAAGUUCAUUUCUCAUGUGUGUAUGUCGACUGAUAUGAAUCAUCUUUAGAAGGGAUUUCAAACCCAAAUAUUUGUACUUACACUUUAAAUAACCGGAUCGACAAUAAACCCACAAAGAAGCAGUGAUGGAAAUCUGCGUCUGUCCAAAGAACAGAGGAGCAUUUUUGUUUUCAGUUCGGACCUGCUGGCAAAACAGCCUGAGACUCACCAAGCUGGUAUCUCACACUUUUUACA